AUGGUGUCUUCGUGGCUGUUCCUGGGGCUCACCUUGCCUGCAGCGGCGCAGGUGAAUCGAUCUUCCCACUUUCUUGGAAGGCAGGCGGUGGAGGUCAGCUCCGAAGGCAUCCGCUGUGGUGGACUCGACCUACCAGAGAACGCGGGUUGCAAGCAAGUGGUGGAAUGGGCAGCCGGUGGGGGCAAGUGGGACAGCUCCGCAGGGGGCUGGUACCAUAGCAUGAAGGCGAUCACCGGCGUCAGCCAUGAGCAGGGGAAUCUGGAAGACUUCCAGCGCCUCUACUACUGCUCACCACCAGGGGACUCCUUCUGCGGCCUGCCCCCCUGCACGGGAUGCAGCAACCCACCCUGCAGCGACUGCUUCGCUGGCAACCAGCUCUAUGCAAGCCACCGCCCCGGCUGCGAUGGCAACGAUCGGGGCGUGGGCUGCGUCCCCCCGAAGACAGCCAUGGGCUACAAAGGCCAGCACUGGCCGACCACGGUCAUCCACGGAACUGGGGAGAUGCACAUCUUCGCCAUUGGGGACUGGGGUGGCAUGGAUGGUUCCCUGGACCCACCGGAGGGUCGGAACACCAUCGUGGCUUAUGACUGGGGACGCCGGCCUGGGCCGAGCGUCUUCCCCAGAAGCCGGUGGAACAAGAUGCACACCGUGCAGCUCUGCGACCACAAGCAGCUUGUGGAGUGCUUCAACACACGCGGGCAGCCCCCGUGCGCCGCGGAGUGUGGCUACGUGGCAGGCGUGGACGACGAGCCGCAGAUGCUUGUGGCAAACGCGUUCAAGGCGCGAGCUGCGCUCGUCGACCCACAGUACAUCCUCAACGUCGGGGACAAUUUCUAUUGGGGUGGCAUCGAGAAGACAUGUGGGAGCCCGAUGGACCAGAUUUCUUACCCAACCAAGCACCAGUUCGACCAGAUCUUCGAAGGCGUGUAUCAGGGAGCCGGUCUCAGCAACAAGCCCUGGUUCAGCGUGCUGGGCAACCAUGACUGGGGAGGCUUCAAGUUCGACAACGGCUGGGAUCAGCAGAUCUCCUACACCUGGGCCAGUGAUCGUUGGGUCAUGCCCGCGCCGUACUACAAGACGUCCGUUGUCUAUGCAGACCUCGACUUCGACGUGGACUACUUCUUCCUGGACUCGAACUUCAUCGAUGCCAUGCCGCCAGAAGAGGACCCGAACCACAACAUGUGCAGCCGAAAGCACAACAGGCCCUCCGCGAGCUGCGCAGCCACGGAUGGCCCCGAGUCCGUGGACAGCUGCCCCGGCUGGUUUGCCUCGCUUUGGGCGGAGCAGAAGCCGUGGGUCACGGAGCUGAUGGGACAGAGCAAGGCCAACUGGCAGGUCGUCGUCACCCACUUCCCCUGCGGGCACGAGCAGGACUUCUACGCCUCCCUGCGCAAGCUCGGGAUGGAUCUGCUGGUCACCGGACACCGGCAUGACCAGGAACUCUGGCUUCCGGAUGACUAUGCCAAGAACCACAUGGGCGUCACUUGCAUCGUGACGGGCGGUGGUGGCGGCAUCACCUCGGAGGCCACGCCGAACCCCGAGGACACGGAGGACUGGUAUGGCGAGGCACAGUAUGGCUUCUAUGAUCUCACCAUCAGCAAGUCGGAGAUUUUGAUCGAGUCCAUCAACUACGAUGGUGAGGUGUUGCUGACGCACACCGUGCACCCAUCACGGUGA
This is a messenger RNA of Symbiodinium natans, 1677 nucleotides long. The record is from the annotation of a GenBank genome assembly. NCBI's taxonomy places the organism in Eukaryota, Dinophyceae, Suessiales, Symbiodiniaceae.